Messenger RNA from Gambusia affinis (western mosquitofish), 3471 nucleotides. RefSeq lists its product as uncharacterized. The transcript is spliced from 11 exons. Gene Ontology annotation, cellular component: cytoplasm. Bases 695 to 1966 code for a protein of 423 amino acids. Lineage: Eukaryota; Metazoa; Chordata; Actinopteri; Cyprinodontiformes; Poeciliidae. The record is from RefSeq and is a predicted model, not a curated record. Gene Ontology annotation, biological process: programmed cell death.
CCUGCUGAACGUCCUGCUAGGCAGAAAUGUUUCUAUUUUAAACAAAUUAUUUUACUAAAUGAAAGAAGGCAAGAGGUUUUAAAAGUUACUAAACUGCAGGACAUUUGAAACUGGGAUAAAAGCAGAAGAAAGUGACAUUUUUAAUCAAAGUUAUCCGUGUUGCAGUAAAUCUGGACCGAUUACGACGACCUGCAGCCGUUUCUCUGGGUCAGGAAACCAGAACCAAAACGUGACACGAAGCUUUGAAACGGGUCAUCAGCAAACACACAGUCAGAAAAGCAGUGGAACCGGUCCAUCUGGACCCAGUGGUUCCACAGAAAGAGCCUGAGGUGGGAGCCUUCAGGUUCCCAGCAUGUCAGCAUUUGAUCUGCAGCAUAAUUACUGCCUGGCUCAUGAAGGAAUGUGCAGCCGUUAAUCCAGUCCAGACAUGUCAAAGUUCUGAUCAACAAUCAGGGCCGAUAUCUGAUAAACCGACAGAAGACGAAUAACUAAAUCCAUAAUCAAUGCAGCCUGAGUGCUGCAGAGCCACCAGGCUGACCAGGUUGGAUUAAAACAUUUGUUCUUAAACCGUCUUCAGAGAUCUGGACGGACUUGAUGGUGAUUCAGAACUUUGGGAAACUAAAGGAUUUAGUUCCUGCAACAUUUCAGGAUCAACACAAAGCAGCAGUUUUUGAGCUGAGGGUUCAAAGACAUCAUGUUCAAAGCUGCAGCCCAGGCGUUCGUCAAAAGACUGACAGCUGACAAGCGUUUCGUUCCCAAUGAAGAUCCAGACACAGAAUUAGACCUUCUGACUUUAGUUAGAAUCAAGAAGGGCAGUUUCUGGACUCAUCCCAAGUACACAGUGCUCAAGUCCACCUUACCGAAGCUUGUGGGGGACAAGACGUUUUCACCAGCUGAUAAGGAUGAAGAGAUGGCGGUGGACUUCAGGACAUACAGAAUGAUCGGUGGGAACGUCCAGGUGAAGGCAGGAGACGUUGCUGAUGCUGAGGCAAGCGCUGAUGUUGUGGAUGCUAUGAGUUCUGCUACCAUCAAGAAAAAGAUGGUGGAUUUUGAUUGUGUGAGAGAGACUUUCAGGGGCAAGAUGAUUAAAGACGACGACCUGAAGCAGCUGAAGCUGAACAAAAACUACACACUGGGCUUUGUUUAUGAGAGGGCUUACAACACGCAACCAGUGACACUGACCAGUUCAACAAGCUGUGAGGGGAAAGUCUCAGGGUUGCAUAACAGCCUGCUGAAUGUGGGUGUUGGGAUGAAGGCGGAGGUGUUCACCCAAUACAAGGUACCAGAAAACAGAACCUUUGCUUACAGCCUGGUGGAGAUCACACUGAACAAUGGGAAGAUCGAAAUCCCUUUAGAAACCUGGAUUCACAAAAAACGUUUGCUCUCUGACGCCAUAGACCACGAUAUCCUGGAAAAAGCUAUAGAUGGGAUUGAAAUGAAGGAAAAUAUUCUGAAGCUGAUUGACAAACUUCCAGAGUCGACUGGUGGAGAUCUGCUGAAAAAGCUUAGAGAGGUUCUGGAGGAAGACGAUGCUCUGAGUGAGCUGGAGGACAUACUGAACGAAAGCAGUGGGCCUCCUGUCUCUAAGACUGUCUCUUCCUUCAUGGACAUCCUGGACCAAUCCAAAGCCCCCAAGGCGAGGGACGGUCUUUGUGUUCUGGUGGCCGCCUUGGAUGUUCUGCCUCUGCCACUGCAGCGAUCUCUGACCUCAGGAAGUCCCGAGUCUAUCACCGUCCUCAACCAGCUGGUGGAAAGUCUGAAGGACAACGAUGAACCCACGCUGACCGGUUCUGUCCCUGCCGCCCUGCAGCCAGAUGGAGAUCUGCGUUGGGCCGCUGAUCUCCUCUGUUCCUCUGAAGAGACGCUGAAGACGCUGACUGAUCUCUUCGAUCUGCCACCAGAGGUUCUGCUGGAGGUUCUGGCUCUGGCCGUGAUGGGAAUCCACAAGCUGCAGGGCGGAGAGUAAAGCUGGUCCUGCUGGUGGACGUUUCACACUUUAAAUGAGGGAAAUAUUUUUUAAAUUCUGGGCCACUUCCUGUUGUGUUUCCUGUCACAGCGCCACCGUCUGUCAGGGAGGUUAAAUAACACUAAAAACAAUGAGCUGCUUGUGUCUAAUUGCCUGAUUUGUUCUGAAUGAAACUUUGACUUUAAAAUGAAAACCAAUCUACUGUCUUUCUCCUCUCAGUGAUUAUUAGAGAGAUUAAAACAUGAAACGGCUUCACUGAAUUUCUCCAUGAACUAAGAAUCAGCUUCAUUCAGAAAGAAAAACAUUCAGAACCGCGUUGUGAUUAUCAUCAAUGUCGAGUGAACGAUUCAGAGACUGAGAUCCAGACAGAAGUCAGGGAGCAAAAACCAUCUUUAAUGCACAUUGAUGGACUGAGAGAAAAUCUGCUCUGACCAACUCAGAGUUACACAGUUAGUUUUUACGUCUCUUUCUCACGUAACAAAGACGGAGAUUUAAUCCUCAAAGAACAAAGCAAAGAAAGAAAAAGGCAGCAGACCAUCGGAACGGUUCAACCUUGUGUCCACAAGCUUAUGAUCGUGUUUACAGGAUGUGAAAACUAAAGUCCAUUUCCUGAGCAGACGAGGCCAAAGGAAGAACGAGAAGUUCUGCAGAAACAUCCUGUUGGAUUAGUUUUCAGUUUCUGACAGAAAAACAUACAGUAACAUUAUAUUCAUGUGAUACAUAAAAGCAUCAAUGUGUGAUGCAAAUAAAACAUUUUUCUCUUUUAUGGAAAAUCUACUUCACAUCAAUCAUACGAGCAGCGAGAACCAGAACCAGAACCAGAACCAGAACCGCUUCCAGAACUGCACAGAAUCUCAUGUCCUCCAUGUUGAUGUUCUACAUUACAGAAAGAGAACAAGAUGGCUGCAGCUGAGACCGGUACUGGACCCGGUACUGGAACCGGUACUGGACCCGCUACUGGACCCGCUACUGGACCCGGUACUGGAACUGGUACUGGAACUGGUACUGGACCCGCUACUGGACCCGGUACUGGAACUGGUACUGGAACUGGUACUGGACCCGCUACUGGACCCGGUACUGGAACUGGUACUGGACCCGGUACUGGAACUGGUACUGGACCCGGUCCACUAGUGGCACCAGAGAGUCCGACCCAGCUCUCUGGUCAUUUCAGUGGUACUGUAUUACAUGGUCAACACCGAGGUCCAACAGAACCAGAACCAGAACCGUGGUUCCCUCGGGUACCAGCUGUAAACUGAAACUCUUUACUUCCUGUUUCUACCUCAGGAAAAUAUCUUUACAGUAUUUGUGCUGCUGUGGUAAAAUAUCUUGCAUUAAAUCCGUUUUCAUCGUGGUGAACUGAACCGUCGGGAUCCAUGGAGUUUCCUGGAUCUUCAUCCUUCCUGUUGGUACUGGACCCGGUACUGGAACCGGUACUGGACCCGGUACUGGACCCGGAGCUCGGAUUCCUAACCUCCUGAUUUAACCCCAUUAAAUGAUUAAACCCA